UACAUGAAGCUCAAGAUCUGAACCUGCUAUGACUGACCCAGACGUCCUCACUGAGGUCCCAGCAGCUCUCAAACGCCUUGCCAAAUACGUGGUGCGUGGCUUUUAUGGCAUUGAACAUGCCUUGGCUCUGGACAUUCUCAUCAGGAACCCCUGCGUGAAGGAAGAGGACAUGUUAGAGCUCCUUAAGUUUGAUAGGAAGCAGUUGCGGGCUGUCCUCAACACCCUCAAGGGUGAUAAGUUCAUCAAAUGCAGGAUGAGGGUAGAGACGGCUCCAGAUGGCAAAACCACCCGUCAUAACUACUACUUCAUCAACUACCGCCUUCUGGUUAAUGUGGUGAAGUACAAGCUGGACCACAUGAGGAGGAGGAUUGAGACAGAUGAAAGAGACUCCACCAAUCGCGCCUCUUUUAAAUGCCCCAUUUGCUUCAGCACUUUCACAGACUUGGAGGCCAACCAGCUGUUUGACCCCAGGACAGGAACUUUCCGCUGUACUUUCUGCGAGACUGAAGUGGAAGAAGAUGAGUCGGCGAUGCCCAAGAAGGAUGCAAGGACACUCGUGGCAAGAUUUAAUGAGCAGAUUGAGCCCAUUUACGCACUGCUUCGUGAGACGGAAGAUGUUAACUUAGCCUAUGAAAUCCUCGAGCCAGAACCCACAGAGAUUCCUGCCCUGAAGCAGAGCAAGGAGCGUGCAGCUGGUACUGGUUCAGGGACAGCAGCUGGCCUGGCAGGUGGACACCAUCGGGAAGCAUGGACUACAAAAGGACCAUCAUAUGAGGACUUGUAUACCCAGAACGUUGUCAUCAGCAUGGAGGACCAGGAGGAUCUUAACCGGUCUGCAAGUGAAGGAAAGCCAGCCAGAGAGAGACCAAUUUGGCUACGGGAGAGCACGGUGCAGGGGGCUUAUGACCCUGAUGAAAUCAAAGAUGGGGGCCGGGAUCUGGAUGCCUUCCAGGAGCGUGAGGAGGGCCGGGCACCUCUGGAUGAUAACGAGGAGGUGAUGCGUGCCCUGCUUAUCCACGAGAAGAAGACACCUUCUGCUUCAACAGUCACUGUCGGGGGUGCCGCUCCUCUCUCCGGUGCCAAUGCUAGCGACUCCGAGAGCGAGACAAGCGAGUCAGAGGAGGAAUCCCCUCCCCGCCCUCCCGCCACGGCCACCACAACAUAUGGGCUGGAGGAGGAGGAGGAGGAUGAAGAGUUUGAGGUGGUGGCAGAGGACCCCACCGUCACAGUGGCUGGGCGUCCGCACUCUUACAGCCAAGUGAGCCAGCGCCCUGAGCUGGUGGCCCAGAUGACACCUGAAGAAAAAGAGGUUUACAUAGCCAUGGGGCGACGCAUGUUUGAGGAUAUGUUUGAUUAA
Molecule: messenger RNA, 1357 nt
Organism: Pelecanus crispus (Dalmatian pelican)
Lineage: Eukaryota; Metazoa; Chordata; Aves; Pelecaniformes; Pelecanidae
Gene: GTF2E1
Product: general transcription factor IIE subunit 1
Biological process (GO): transcription initiation at RNA polymerase II promoter
Cellular component (GO): transcription factor TFIIE complex
Source: RefSeq, a predicted model, not a curated record